Messenger RNA from Penicillium subrubescens, 861 nucleotides. RefSeq names its product putative ABC transporter. The coding region runs from base 1 to 861 and encodes 286 amino acids. Gene Ontology annotation, molecular function: ATP binding; ATP hydrolysis activity. The record is from RefSeq and is a predicted model, not a curated record. NCBI's taxonomy places the organism in Eukaryota, Fungi, Ascomycota, Eurotiomycetes, Eurotiales, Aspergillaceae. The transcript is spliced from 2 exons.
AUGGCAACCCACGACCCCUCAAUCGCGGUCAAAGACCUCUCCUAUAAAUUCCAAGAUGGAUCCGAAGGCCUGGAACAUGUUCACCUCGACCUGCCCGCAGGAAGUCGAACCCUGCUAAUCGGCGCAAACGGCGCCGGCAAAACCACCCUCCUCCGCCUCCUCUCCGGCAAACGCCUCGCCCCCACAAACACCAUAACAGUCGGCGGCGUCGACCCCUUCAAAGACACCCUCGAAGGCGUAACCUACCUCGGCGUAGAAUGGGUCCUAAACAGCAUCGUCCGCACAGACAUCGACGUGCCCACCCUUCUCGCCUCCGUAGGCGGAAACGCCUGGCCCGCACGCCGCGACGAACUAGUCUCCAUCCUCGACAUAGACCUAUCCUGGCGGAUGCACGCCGUCUCGGACGGUGAACGGCGCCGCGUGCAACUCGCAAUGGGCCUGUUACGACCCUGGACAGUGCUACUCCUCGACGAAAUCACCGUCGACCUGGACCUACUCUCUCGAAGUAACUUUUUGGCCUUUUUGAAGAGGGAGACUGAAUCCAGGCCUUGUACGAUUGUCUACGCGACGCAUAUUUUGGAUAAUCUUGCGCAGUGGCCGACGCAUCUUGUGCAUAUGCAUUUGGGGAAAGUUAGGGCUUGGGGACCGCUGGAAGGGUUUUAUGAUCAGGUUCCGGAUUGGACGUCGGAGAAUAGUCGAUUGGGGGAGUUGGUGCUUAAGUGGUUGAAGGAGGAUUUGAAGGCGAGGGGGCCGAGGAAUCCGACGAAUUCGGAGGCUGGGUCUGGGUCCUCAGGGCAGGCGAAGAGUUAUGGGGCCGCGGAUGGGAUUGGGGGGUAUGGGUUGGAGAAGAGGGGUGAGUAG